AUGAUCUGCUUGCCCUUUGCAUUCCUGUUCUUAUGGGUCGCGCAUCCCCCUUCCUCACUCGCCCGCCAUACCUUGCACAAGCGUAUGGCGGGUGAUGGGAUGACUAAUCAGGGUGCCCGUCUCCUUGAAGCUUCCUCAAGAGCGCGGGAGCACCCAAGCGCCUAUGAUCAAAUAGCUAGUACUACUUCUGACCUCGUAGUUCCUCUACUCGACUCUGGCCGUCGUCGUCCAACAGACCCAAGCCCGCAUUUGCCUUCAGCUGCUCCCAUCCCUGCUAUGAUAGAUCAAUUCAGCUCCGCUUGGAAGUCCGUCUCUUUUCUUCCAAAAUUACUUUACUUCGCCACUUCUCGGCCCAGGAUAUUCAGCUACGCUCGCCAACUUCAAGGCGAAUUUUCCAAUUUACCGUCCGACUCAGACCAAAUACUGCACCUCGACGCCAUGAUUAAAAACAUGCUCCAAGGCUUGAUCAACGAAAGCAAUCACAAAUCUUACCUAAGAAUCAAUCUUUCCUACUUCAACGACCAAAUCGCGCAACAGACGACCUUGCAUUUGCGCGAAAUCCGAAAGUUCAUAACUGAGGGGGAGAUGCAGAAGUACGACACAAAAAUAGCGAGAAACACCCAGCUGAUCGCCGAGAAACUCAGACCCGCGAGGCCUGGCGGCAUACAUCCUCUUGUUGACCUGUCCAAAAAAAUCUCGGAAGUCAACUGGCGUGACCUGCAGGCUUCUCGGAAAGCCAUCCGCUCCCACAAGGAGCCGUUUAUAGCAGCUUUAGCCGAUUUACAUGGAUUAUUUGGACCCCAGAAUAUCUUCAAACCCUCAUUAACCACGAUGCUUCACCAAGGCAGCUUCCGGAAUUGGAGAAAUACCCUUAGACCUUUUAGCCUAGGUAAAUUGGUCGAGGAACUUCAAGAAUUACAGCCUCGCCUCACAGAGCUGGCCGAAUACCUAUACAAGGCCAACAACGCGCCGGCCGAUUUGUCACUCCCCCACAACUUGGUGUAUGAGCUCAAUCAGUUUCAAAUAAGACAAGCUGGGAGGUUUGGGGAUUUCCAAGCCUUUGAAACAUACAUGUCAAAAGUUAUCCAAUCAGAGCAUUACAAAGCUUUUCAAACCGAACUCGAGUCCCCCAAGGACAUAGCCGGUUACGAACUUCAGCUCAUACAGCUCCCAGGCGACGCGCAGACAUUGAGAAGCAUGGUCCAACUUCCUGGGGAUGACAUCCUUGCUUUCGCCGAGGAUCUUCAAGUGAGAGAAUGGGCCCGAGAAAACACUGAAAAGCGUUUGGCUACAGCGACCAAAGCCUGGGAACUCAGAGAAAACCUUUUACAGUUCUAUACCCCUCAAGGUCUCAACCUCAUUUCCCAAAAGAUAACUGCUGUUGUAAAAUUUUUCAGACAAUGA
Puccinia triticina is the source of this 1404-nucleotide messenger RNA. RefSeq lists its product as uncharacterized. The transcript has 3 exons. Bases 1 to 1404 code for a protein of 467 amino acids. The record is from RefSeq and is a predicted model, not a curated record. Lineage: Eukaryota; Fungi; Basidiomycota; Pucciniomycetes; Pucciniales; Pucciniaceae.